AUUUCAACAUGAAAAACUCUUUUUCUUCAAGAUAGAGCCUCACCUUUAAUAGAACAUCUUACAUUAUUUCAUGACCAUACUAUUUUAAUCUUAAUUUUAAUUACAAUUUUAGUUAGACAAAUACUAUUAAGAAUAUUAUUAAAUAAACUCUCACACCGAUUUUUACUUGAAGGUCAAUUAAUUGAAACUAUUUGAACUAUUCUACCUGCUAUUAUUCUUAUUUUAAUUGCCUUACCCUCACUUCGAUUAUUAUACAUUCUAGACGAAAUUAAUAACCCUUCUAUUACUAUUAAAAUUAUCGGACAUCAAUGAUAUUGAUCAUAUGAAUAUUCUGAUUAUAAAAAUAUUGAAUUUGAUUCCUAUAUAAUUCCUACCAAAGAACUUAACUCUUUUAAUUUUCGUCUCCUAGAAGUAGAUAAUCGAACUCCUUUUCCUUAUAAAACUCAAAUUCGACUCUUAGUUACGUCUGCAGAUGUAAUUCAUUCUUGGACAGUACCAAGUAUAGGAAUUAAAAUUGAUAGAACCCCAGGACGCUUAAAUCAAGCCAAUUUAAUUGCUAAUCGUUCAAGAAUCUUUUUUGGCCAAUGUUCUGAAAUUUGCGGAGCAAACCAUAGAUUUAUACCUAUCAUUUUAGAAAGAAUUAAACCCAAUUUAUUUUUAAACUGAAUUAUUUCCAAAACUUAA
Messenger RNA from Sitophilus oryzae (rice weevil), 684 nucleotides. The record is from the annotation of a RefSeq genome assembly. NCBI's taxonomy places the organism in Eukaryota, Metazoa, Arthropoda, Insecta, Coleoptera, Curculionidae.